AAUAAAAGCCCUAAAACGCGCUGAGUCGAGUUCUGACCUCACGAGUGUUCGCAGAGCUGACUCGCGAUUCCAACCCUUUCACAGGCUCAAAGCCUCUCCUUCCUCCUCCUCCUAUGAACACCCACACCCAAUUUUAUGCAUUUGUAUUGAAAAUUAUUUUUUUAUCAUUUUGAUUUCAAAUGUUUCUACAUAUUCAUCAUAUAGCACUCAGAAGAAAAUCAAUGCAAGAGAGAAGAAAAUCCGUGGCUGCAAGCAAAAGAGCCGAUGAGGUGACGCAAUUGCUACCUCCUUUCACCGAUUUCAUCAUCUAAUUCUCGUCUUUCGAAGGUUAAAAGCAGCUCAUAGGGGUUGUAAUUAUGACUAUUUUCCUGCUCAUGAAAAAUUUCAUUCUGAGCUUAAGUUGGAAUGAAUUGGUUCUGCUUGAAUGAUUUGUAUGAGGAUUUGUAGGAGUACCUCCAGGCCUGCUGGGUUGCUUUCAAAUGAUUCUUCAGGGAGGCAUGAGGCUGUAGUAGAACUUCCUGAAUGGUUGAAGAAAUGCCUCCACUUCGCUCCCCUGGAUUUGUUGACCCUGGAUGGGAGCACGGCGUUGCUCAAGAUGACAGGAAGAAGAAGGUCAAGUGCAAUUAUUGUGGAAAAAUAGUUAGUGGCGGGAUAUAUAGACUGAAGCAACAUCUAGCUCGAGUUUCGGGGGAAGUAACAUAUUGCGAGAAAGCUCCAGAAGAAGUAUAUUUGAAAAUGAAAGAAAACCUGCAAGGAUGUCGUUCAAGCAAGAAACCGAGGCAGUCUGAAGAUGAUGAACAAACAUUUUUGAAUUUCCAUUCCAAUGAUGAUGAAGAAGAGGAAGAGCAUGUUGGGUAUUCAGGCAAAGGAAAGCAGUUGAUGGUUGAUAGUAAUUUGGUUAUAAAUUUGGCUCCCCUUCGGUCAUUAGGAUAUGUUGACCCUGGGUGGGAGCAUGGCAUUGCUCAAGACGAGAGGAAGAAAAAAGUAAAAUGCAAUUACUGUGAGAAAGUAGUUAGUGGGGGUAUUAAUCGGUUUAAACAACACCUAGCCAGAAUACCUGGAGAAGUAGCACCUUGUAAAAAUGCUCCUGAGGAAGUAUAUCUUAAAAUAAAAGAGAAUAUGAAAUGGCAUCGAACUGGGAGGAGGCAUAGACGACCUGAUGCAAAGGAGAUAUCAGCUUUUUACAUGCAAUCAGAUAAUGAAGAUGAAGAGGAGGAGCAAGAGGAAGAUUCUGUACACCAUAUGAGCAAGGGAAAACUAAUAAUUGGUGGUAAGAGGUUGGGAAAAGACUUGAGAAAAUCACCUACGGGGAUGUACUCUGGUAGUGGUUCUGGGGCAUUAUUGAAAAGAUCUAGAUUGGAUUCUGUUGUUUUGCAGUCUCCAAGGACUCAGAUCCCAUCAUCUUACAAGCAAGUGAAAGUGAAAACUGGAUCCAGUAGAAGAUCCCGCAAGGAAGUUAUUUCUGCAAUUUGCAAAUUUUUUUAUCAUGCAGGAGUUCCAUCACACGCAGCAAAUUCCCCCUACUUUAAUAGGAUGUUGGACUUGGUUGGUCAAUAUGGCCAAGGUUUAACAAGUCCUCCAAGUCGACUGAUAUCUGGUCGUUUUCUACAGGAUGAAAUGACAGCCAUCAGAAACUAUUUAGUUGAGUAUAAAGCGUCUUGGGCAAUUACCGGUUGUUCUAUCAUGGCAGAUAGUUGGCGGGAUACACAGGAUAGAACAUUAAUCAACUUUCUGGUUUCUUGCCCCCAUGGUGUGUAUUUUGUUUCGUCAGUUGAUGCCAGUCAUAUCGUUGAGGAUUCUACAAACUUGUUUAAGUUGCUUGACAAAGUGGUGGAGGAGAUAGGUGAGGAGCAUGUUGUGCAGGUAAUCACUCACAACACUCCCAGUUAUAAGGCUGCUGGGAAGAUGCUUGAAGAGAAAAGAAGGAAUUUAUUCUGGACACCAUGUGCUUCCUAUUGUAUUGAUCGGAUGCUUGAAGAUUUUGUGAAGAUAAAGUGGGUAGGAGAGUGCAUGGAGAAAGGCCAAAAAAUUACAAAGUUCAUCUACAACCAGGUUGGGUUAUUAAAUCUCAUGAAAAAAGAAUUCACUGGGGAGCUGGAACUUCUGAGGCCCGCCAUUACUCGACAUGCCUCUAGCUUUGCUACUUUGGAAAACUUACUGGAACAUAGAAUUAGUCUCAAAAGGAUGUUCCAGUCAAACAAAUGGCUUUUAUCUCGGUUCUCAAAAUCGGAUGAGGGUAGAGAGGUGGAGAAAAUUGUAUUAAAUGCUACAUUUUGGAAAAAGAUGCACUACGUUCGGAAAUCAGUGGACCCCAUUAUGCAAGUGCUUCAAAAGGUCAAUAGCGAUGAAAAACUUUCUAUGGCAUCCAUCUAUAAUGAUAUGUACAGGGCAAAGCUUGCAAUUAGAUCAAUUCAUAAUGAUGAUGCGCGUAAAUAUGGACCAUUCUGCAGUGUGAUUGACAUACACUGGAAUUCGUUGUUACACCACCCUUUAUAUAUGGCUGCUUAUUUCUUAAAUCCUUCAUUCCGAUAUCGCCCUGAUUUCAUAGCGCCAGAAGUGAUACGUGGACUGAAUGAAUGCAUUGUUCGACUAGAGCCAGACAAUGCCAGAAGGGUUUCUGCGUCCAUGCAGAUUUCUGAUUUUAACUCUGCAAAAGCUGAUUUUGGAACUGAAUUGGCAAUUAGUACAAGAACAGAGCUUGAUCCAGCUGCAUGGUGGCAACAACAUGGGAUAAAUUGCUUAGAGUUGCAACGAAUAGCUGUUCGCAUAUUGAGUCAGGCAUGCUCGUCUUUUGGUUGUGAACAUAAUUGGAGUAUAUAUGAUCAGAUCCAUAACCAGAGGCGCAAUCGUUUAGCUCAGAAAAGAUUAAAUGAGCUUAUCUAUGUUCACUACAACUUGCGACUUAGGGAACGCCAAUUAAGAAAAAUUUCAAGUGAUUCAAUCUCCCUUGACAGUGUUCUUGUAGAAACUUUACUAGAAGACUGGAUUGUGGAGGCAGGGAAACAGAACUUGCAUGAAGAUGAGGAAAUCCUUUAUAACGAAAUGGAAGAAGCUGAUGCAUAUGAAAAUGACUUGACUGAGUUUGAAGAUGGGGCUGCAGAGGCUCAGAAAGGAUCCUAUGAGAUGGUAGCUCUGGCUGAUGUAGAAUCCUAUGAUAUUAAUCCCUCCAAUGUUGGGGCUGCCAGUGAUGAUGAUACAGACCUCAAUUUUCUUGAUGAUGAUUUGAGUGAUUAGCUCAGCUGUGGCUUUAGUCAAUUGACACCAAGUAAUGAAUCUGAAUACUGUUAUUGCAAUGACCAGAUGAAGUAGUAUCAAAAAAGGAAAAAGAAAAAAAGGCAAUGAUGAAGUUGGAGCGGUUGUCUUUGCUCCAUCACUCUUGUGUAAUCUUCUCAUUAAAUUUCAUUAUAAUGAAGAAAGUUGAGAUUUUACUGUACUAUGCUAUAUCAUGCUAGUUUUGUUUGAAAAUUUGGGAAGAAGAUUGCCAUUUAUGGCAAUGCAUAGUAUUGGUUUGCUUCAGAACCAGUAAUAUUUGAAGUUUAAAAAGCCUAUUCUUAAGAUUGC
Malania oleifera is the source of this 3561-nucleotide messenger RNA. RefSeq lists its product as uncharacterized. The record is from RefSeq and is a predicted model, not a curated record. Gene Ontology annotation, molecular function: protein dimerization activity; DNA binding. Bases 523 to 3234 code for a protein of 903 amino acids. The transcript has 9 exons. NCBI's taxonomy places the organism in Eukaryota, Viridiplantae, Streptophyta, Magnoliopsida, Santalales, Ximeniaceae.